ACGCUACCACCGGUAAAUCAUCAGUUCUGGCAGAAACAUUCUGGGCGCAAACAACACUUCAAUAUGUCCGAUACGCUGGGCGAAAGUCUCAUAAGGAAUCUGAUCAACCUGGGUUUAGAUGACUCGUUCACUCACAUUUCCCGCCCAUCGAAGAGCAUCAGCUCUGAGCUGCUCACCGACGAGCUUAUCGGCUGGACCAGGGACAGCUGGAGCGACAACGCGCUGAGUAAACCACAGUACCCCUUUAAACCAGACCGAUCCAUGAGUCUGACUGACAGCUGUCUCAAAAUGAAGUCCCAUAACGUCCCCCCACCGCCCGGAUUUGAUCCUUUGCCCUCAAACCGAUACAAGACCGAAAUGUGCCGAAGCUUUCAGGAGCACGGCAGCUGCAAAUACGGCAGCAAAUGUCAGUUUGCUCACGGCGAAAGUGAACUGAGAGGUCUUUACCGCCACCCGAAAUACAAAACUCAGGAAUGUCGCACUUUUUACCAGUUUGGAUAUUGUCCCUACGGAUACCGCUGUCACUUCAUUCACGAGGAGCAAAACCCUCUGACUGGGGCAAAGAAUCUCUGUGACCAGCGCCCGCGUCUGCUCCGUCAAAGUGUCAGCUUCGCCGGUUUCUCCGGACAUCGCAGUAGCUCUCCCCCGACUUUAUACGAACCUCUGAGCUUCAUCCGCGCGUCUUCGGUUUCCCCUCCUCCCGCUGACAUUUUAUCGCCCGUCUUCACCGACUCUUCCCCUGAAAUGUUCUCCUUCGGCCGUUAUGGUAGCGGAGAAAUCCACAGCAACAAGCCCUUCCCGGCAGAGCCUCAGUCACGGUGUUCAUGUGGACACGGAAAUAACGUCCAGACCUCCGGGAACGGACUCUACAUGAAGGAAGACCGAAACAAAGCCUUUGUGACGGUCAACCUUAAGCGCUUUCCCUCAGAAGAUUCGCUGUCAGACCGCGAAAGUUACAGCAGCACCGGCAGCUCGAGCGGCUCCGAGUCUCCCACAUUCGACGGCUCGAACGGGAAACGUCUGUCUGUGUUCGCGCGGUUGUCUGUCUCUGACUAAAACUCACCCAAAGACUUUUUCAUGAUUCCUUUCCAAUCAAAAUGAUUCAAAAUAAUGUGCUACAGUCUUAAUAAUGUUAAUUUAUUAUGUACUUGCUAAAAGAGAUUUAUUUUGAUACCAAGCUGCCCUCCAAAGCUAAGAAGGCCAAUGUUUAUAACAGUGUAUUUUCUGUGAUAUCGUCUUCCAUUUGCUUUUGCUUUUCAACGUUGUUUGGCAAUAAGCUUUGACAGACAUGUGCCUUAAAAAUAUAAUUACAAACGCUUGUGGCAUAAGCAGAGCUUGUCUCAACACAACCAUUUUAUAUCUGUAUAAUAUAAAAGGAAAAAUUUAUAUAUAGCUAAUAUCAACCAGCAAUGUGACAAACUUGAGAAAAUGACCAUACAUUCACUCACAAAGAAAUGCACUUUACAAAUGUAUACUGGGAGAAUGUUUCUUAUGUAGCCUUUUAACCAAAGCAUUAUGAUGUUAGGUACCUGUUUUGUACAAGAAACCUAAGAAACAAACAUGAAACUAUAUAUUUAUAUUGGACAAGACCUGUCAAGUUGUAAUGUUUUGACAAACCUGCUUGGGUCCUUACUCAAGGAAACUUGUCUUUCAUCAGGGAAAGUAACAGUCCAGUAUUUCUGUUGAGUAGAUCGCUUUAUUUGCAAUGUUAUUUUUUUGUUAUUAUUCUUUUUUUUUAGAAUUGUAUAGACCUAACUAAUAUAUUUAUUAAGUAUUUAUUGAAGUUAAAGCAAUGUAUUUUUUACUUAUUUAUCAGCAUGUGUUGAUAGAUAAAUCACAAAAUGAUAAUUUUUUUUUUCAAUUAAACAAAAUAAAAAAUGCAAAUUGUGGAAAAAAUAACAUUUUAUGCAGUUGUUCUGUUUGUUUUCUUUGUGUUGUGUGCAGACAGCAUGGAUUAUUAUGAAAUUCACAAUGUUUUCUAUAGUAAACACACCAUAGAACCAAAUCACAACAUAUAAUCAUCUUUACAGUGAAAGCAUUGCAUGCCACAAGUGUUCCCCAUAACUACUUACAUUUCAGAAUCAGCCCAUCACCUUCCUAGAAUAAAUACUGUUUUGUAAAUAUUAGGACCUGGAUUAAGGUCAUAUUUGGCACAUAGAGUAUUUCACAAAACAACAGUAAGAUCUGUCCGAGUCUGCUUCUUCCAGACAACUAACCAUGGUGAUUAUAAUCACUAUAAAUAAUACUGUCAACUUCAAGGUCUUUGAGUUGUCCAGUUUAAUGGAGUGCAUAAGAUCUUAUCAGCCAUUACAAAAUCAUGCACACAGUCUCAAGCAUUACAUAAGCCUAUAUUGUCAUGUCCUGUGUCCUCCUUGUUAAAAGUUUACAAAAUAUUAUUGCAUUUAGCACACUGAGAAAAGGGGAGUAAUACAAUCUAUAGGUAUUCAUAUUUUCACUUCCUGUCCUCCUUUUCUUGAAGGUUAUUAAAGCAAUGGGAAAUAUGCAAAUAUGUUAUUAAACCAAUAACAUUAAUGUUGUAAUGUUUGCCAUAACUCUGGUGCAACCAGAACUCAUGCAUGAGGUUAGUUAUAUUAAGAAACAUUUUCCUUUCAAUAUAACUCUUAAUGUUUAACUGACCACAGCCUCCCUAACCUGUUCAUUGACCAGUACACAUAUAAUACAGUACAUCAGAAUAUACAGUGUAAACAUAUUUGAAUC
Molecule: messenger RNA, 2718 nt
Organism: Xyrauchen texanus (razorback sucker)
Lineage: Eukaryota; Metazoa; Chordata; Actinopteri; Cypriniformes; Catostomidae
Exons: 2
Coding region: 64-1056 (330 amino acids)
Molecular function (GO): mRNA binding; metal ion binding
Source: RefSeq, a predicted model, not a curated record